AUGGGCAUGCAACUAACGGCUUCAAGUAAGCCCCUUGAUCGAUCGGAUAUCGAUGCCUCCGAUGCCGAACACCAAUUCGUUGUGAAGGUGUGGCUGGCAGAUUCUUGGUUCGCAAUCCCCCAAACAACACUACAAAUGUCAUUGGACGGUAAAGAAAAUCUGCUACAGACGCCUGAAACGAUAAGAAUCCAGACCGGGCAAGGUUGGACAAAAGUCACACCCGAAGAGGCACGAGAUGCGAUGGCGCAGCCUAGCUUACAAGGCGAACAACCUAUUGUUCGUAUUCGACGCGAGAAGCUCAUCAAUCAACCGUGGAGCGUAAUCAAGGGGACAGGCUGGGCAUUAUCAGGCAUCAGCAAUAUAUCAAAUCAAGGUCCUGCCGUGCACGACUUGCCAGGCCCAGACUCUGGGCACCUAGACGACGUACUCGGCAGCAAGUAUCAGCCCAGUCAAAGUAUUUGCUAUCCAGGCGAUGUACUCAUGCUCAGCUUCGCUCCCGCAAUGGUUCUUGAGGCGGCGGCAGUGCAGCAUAAGUUACAGCCAAGAACUCUAAGAAAACGAGGGGUCAAGAGUACGCGCAAGACAUCCUGGGCCUACGGUGGUGCUGGCUGGCUCAGGGCUAUGCAACAUGGGUAA
Exophiala viscosa is the source of this 636-nucleotide messenger RNA. RefSeq lists its product as uncharacterized. The coding region runs from base 1 to 636 and encodes 211 amino acids. The transcript is spliced from 5 exons. The record is from RefSeq and is a predicted model, not a curated record. Lineage: Eukaryota; Fungi; Ascomycota; Eurotiomycetes; Chaetothyriales; Herpotrichiellaceae.